AUGGAAUACACUUAUUACCUCUUUUAUAAUUCAGGCAGUGGUGGAAACAGAGGCUAACAAUUCUUGUAACUUGAUUAAAAAGAACUAAGUUUCAACAUCAAGGAUAGUCAUUGUCGGGUGAAGUUCUACAAUAUUUGUGAUAGUAAAUCAAGAGAAGUAGGAUUGUAGCAGAUAAUGAAAUAAAAAUAAGAAAACAUCCAUGUUGUGAUGGCUGGAGGAGAUGGAUCUAUAAUGUGGAUAGUGGAAUUAUUAUUGCAGCAUUAAGUGAGUAUUCAUAGCUGCAUUAUAAUUCCAUUUCCUUUUGGAACUGGAAAUGAUUUCGCAAAUACAUUGGGAUGGGGCACGACAGUACCAAACGAUGUGAUUGGUAUGGACAGCAUAGUGUUGAAAGGGUUUGUUGAGGAGUGGAUGGAGGGAGUAGAGUCAUAUUUCGAUGUUUGGGAUGUGGAUAUUAGACUAUAAUAAGGUGGAUAUAUAAGUGAGAUCAAAAGAAAUGAAAAUGGUGUAGGUGAAAUGAAAUUGCAAUUAAAAGAUUAGAGAUAUUACAAAUAGAUGAUUAACUAUUUUAGCAUUGGAGUUGAUGCACGCAUUGGAUUUGGAUUUGAUAAGAAUAGGACAUCCAAUUAGUGUUGCAACAAAUGUGUUUAUUGUUGGGAAGGAUUUAAGAAGAUGUUUUUGAAAACUCCAAAAGUUAAUCAAUCUAUUGAGAACAUCCAUAAUUUGAAUGAUGAUGAUCUUUUAGAAAGUGGGUUGAUAUAGAAAUCAAAAGAUGAGAUUGUUGUUCCUGGAAAUCCAGUCAAUUUAUUGUGUUUGAAUAUCAACUCUUAUGCUGGGGGAUUGAAAAACAUAUGGCUCAACGCUUAAUAAAAUUAAGUUAAAUCAUAUUCCAAUAUUCCUUCUGUUUCUGAUGGAUUGUUGGAAAUUCUCUCAUUCAACUCCAUAUUAGGAUUGGGCUCAGAACGAUUGAUUCCUGGUUAAGCUACAAGGUUGAGUUAAAGUAAAGGCCCACUCAAAUUGAAUUUCAAAUAGAAUGAACUACUGCGAACCUAUUUCUAAAUAGAUGGUUAAUAUUUUUCAAUUACCAAUCCAAGUUCAGUUCUCAUUAGAUCUUGCUAAUCAUUGCCAUAGGGUAAAAUACGUGUUUUAAUCAAUAAAAAGGGUCUACUGAAGUGA
Messenger RNA from Paramecium tetraurelia, 1173 nucleotides. RefSeq lists its product as uncharacterized. The transcript is spliced from 3 exons. Gene Ontology annotation, molecular function: ATP-dependent diacylglycerol kinase activity. NCBI's taxonomy places the organism in Eukaryota, Ciliophora, Oligohymenophorea, Peniculida, Parameciidae. The record is from RefSeq and is a predicted model, not a curated record.